Mizuhopecten yessoensis (Yesso scallop) is the source of this 634-nucleotide messenger RNA. RefSeq lists its product as uncharacterized. The transcript has 5 exons. The record is from RefSeq and is a predicted model, not a curated record. Bases 44 to 625 code for a protein of 193 amino acids. NCBI's taxonomy places the organism in Eukaryota, Metazoa, Mollusca, Bivalvia, Pectinida, Pectinidae.
UUACAAUUGUGAGUUCCCUACACAAUGGCAGUGCAGUGUGUUUAUGGACUCCGGGAUGAUGAUAUGGAUCCCGGAACAGAUGAACGCUUCAGGCACCUACUUCUACGAUUACCCAAACCAACAGAUGAGACUUGACGUAUCCGGCUUUGCUCUGGGGAAUUAUCACUUCUCUUUCACAUUUAUCUGGAAAUUUCAUGAGCAAGCAGUUUACACCCUAGACAACAACAACAAUACGUGCAGUAGAGAGGAAGAUAGCAUCGCUGUGUGGAACCAGUGGGCUGGGGUACCGAGUGAUGCUGAGGUGACAAGUAAUGGUGGUUUAGGCGGUUUCCAGGAGACCGUUUCACAAUACACAUUGGUCAGGAACGCCGGGGAUGCAGACGCUGUGGUGACCCUCGAUGUGAAAAUUGGUAAUAUUUGUUCUCCUCUUCGUGUGUCCUUCCAAGACCAACACCUGGAUCCCAUCUCUGGGGAAAUGGUUAAUUAUGAAUUCCUGGACACCAUGCCGCUCAGUGACUCGAAAGUGUUCAAUACCCCGCCUCAUUGUGUAAAUUCCACAUUAAAGGACAACGAAAUAGUCAAGAGGUUGCUUCCAAGUCGACACAUCGGUAUAUUCAUGGGAUGACUGUUGGAA